Nicotiana tabacum (common tobacco) is the source of this 1437-nucleotide messenger RNA. The record is from RefSeq and is a predicted model, not a curated record. Lineage: Eukaryota; Viridiplantae; Streptophyta; Magnoliopsida; Solanales; Solanaceae.
AUGGUCAUGAACACUCAGCCUUAUUUCCAGCCACCGCAACAAGACAAUCGGGGUCAAGCUCCACCUCCCAGAAAUCAGCCUCCUUACCGAAACCACUAUAAUUCACAACUACCUCAAAAUAACUUCCGUCCUCAAGAACCACCCAGGAGACGGACUUUCACACCCAUUGGUGAACCGUAUUCUACCCUAUUCCCAAAACUAGUCCAGAUGGGUUUCCUGCAACCAGUCCCUCAGACAAGGCACAACCCGGCAUCACCUGCUUACAAAGCCGGUGUCAGGUGUGCUUAUCAUUCGGGGGCAGAGGGGCAUGAUACCAAUGGUUGUUGGACUUUCAGAAGGGUGGUUGAGAACUUAAUAGAACAGGGAAAGAUAGUACUGAGGGACGAAGAGGUCCCAAAUGUGACCAACAAUCUAUUACCCGUUCACAAUAAUGGGUCGUUGAUCGGGAUGAUCUGUGAAGACAAGGAAUUUGACCCUACCUUGAAAGCUAUAAUCGCCAUUGUCGAUACAGGGAUAAAGCCUAAAGCAGCCCCGAAGCAAGAGAAAGGGGAAAAGAAGACUAGUACCGUCAAGGUUGAGCUCGAAGAGAAAGCUGGGACAAAGACAGAGACAAUGGUGCCCGCGAAGAAUGAAGUUCUCUAUAUUCCACGAGGUCGAUCAGAGAAGCCACAGAGAUUCGAAGUCAAAAGGGCAAUACCAAUGUACGUGUCGAAAGGGGCUUAUGUGGUCCAGGGAACGAUUAAACCGCCUCGGCUGAAUGAGCCAGUGGUUAUCGGACGCGUACCACAGAAGCCAAUGAUAAACCCGUCCACAGUACCGUUGAACUAUCAAAGAACAUUGGUUAUGUACCAAGGCAAAGAAGUCACGGGGGAACUCCCAGAGAAUACUUCCGUUGGAAAACAUUCAGACACUCAAGAGGUAAACAAUGCCACACAGAAGCGCUUCCCACCCAAGAAGCCUGUAAGCGCUGAAGAAGCAGAGGCUUUCUUCCAAAAGAUGAAAAUGCCUGACUACGAAGUGGUGGAUCAGUUACGCAAGUGCCCUGAGCAAGUGUCUAUGCUAUCUUUGCUAAUAAGGUCUGCCGAACAUCAGAAGAUCUUGCUCAAAACCCUGAACGAAGCGUAUAUAUCGGUCGAGACUUCAGUUGAACAACUGGAAAGAAUGACGGAGAGGUUCUUCACGGUUAAUCAAGUUUCUUUUAGUAAGAACGAUUUACCUCCGGAGGGAGCGGCUCACAACAAGGCUUUACACCUGACAGUCAAGUGUGAAGACUACUACGUCAAGCGGGUAAUGUUGGAUGGAGGUUCGGAUGUUGACAUUUGUCCUCUCUCCAUGCUGCAGAGAAUGGAAAUUGGGGCCGGAAGGAUUCUNUGGCAGAGCAGUAUGAAGAAGGAAAACCUUGCCCCCAACCUUUCUUGUCCAACGCCUCAAUCAUAG